This is a messenger RNA of Uranotaenia lowii, 3861 nucleotides long. RefSeq names its product transcription factor SPT20 homolog. Gene Ontology annotation, cellular component: membrane. The coding region runs from base 2476 to 3861 and encodes 461 amino acids. The transcript is spliced from 8 exons. The record is from RefSeq and is a predicted model, not a curated record. NCBI's taxonomy places the organism in Eukaryota, Metazoa, Arthropoda, Insecta, Diptera, Culicidae.
AAACUUCACCAAUUCACCAAAAAAAAACCAGUAGACAAACGAGAAAACGCCAUCUGCAAAAGUCUGUCUGUCACUAGUAGCAAUUUCAACAACUAUCGCUAACGAAACGCGAAAAGUGGCACAUAAUUAGCUGAGCAACGAUAAUUUUUGCGCACCCACAGAAAAUCCUCACCAAACUUACCCCACCCCCGCACAAAUUCGAAAUUUUUCGGUUUUCAUAUCCGCAAUUUUGAGUUGGUUGGAGCUUGAAGAAGACUUAACGAAUUAAAAAGCUGCUGCAGCGCUAAACAAUAAGUUGGGGAUUGGAUUUCAUAAUUUGCAUAUUUAAAUUAUGCCAGUGACAUCAGCAUUAGCAUCAGCAACGACGCCUGCAAGGUAGGCAAUUCGUUUAUGACCGCAAAAUUAUGAUGGCUGAUGCAUAAAAAAGCUGGAACGCUUGUAAGUUUGGCAGGCCGCCUACAAAAACGACGACGACGAUAAUAGCUGCUGGCACGAGGACGACGAUGAUGUUGAUGAUGACGGAAUCUUCGAGUGGCGGUGGCCAUUGUUGGAAUUCAAUGGACGGCAACAUUUGCUGGGAACUGCGACAGCUGAACCAGAUCUACUCCAUUCAGCACUACGAAAUACGAUGGAAGCCACUGGCCUAGGUCCUGGUGCUGGUCCGAAUGAAUCGAAAUCACCAGCACGCCAAGUUUAGCUGCAGACACUCCACCGGGGACAAGAGGAGGAUCCUCGAAAAAGAUAACGAAAAAAUAACAAGCUGCUGGAAUUGCGCCCGAAUAUAGGCACCAGCAACAUAGAAAAGCGGAGCCACGGGAAAAAACCUAAAGCAAAAGCAAACUCGUAGGCCGUUGGCCGGCAACAUUUUCAAGCUUCCGUUCCGUUCCGCCGUUUCGUUCCGACAGCUGCCGCGUUGCAACCAACAUUUCGUUCCAGUGAUAGCAUUUAAUUGAGCAAUCGUCGUCUGUAUGAUUUAGUUGCUGAAAAAGGAUCAUUUACUCAACGUCCGCUUUUUAACUGGCGAAUCUAAGUAAGGCGCUAAGUACACAACGAGGGAAAAAACGAAAAAAAAGCAAACAAGUUCUUACUCAUUCCGUUAGAGCAGAAUUCAGUUUAACAGCAAAAAAAAGGCGCAUCAUUGAAGCAGAAAGUAAAAACCCAGUAAAUACAACAAACGUUUCUGAGUUUGAUGCUGGGGACAAGUCAACACAGCCAGGGACAGUUCCAUUGAAAGGACGAACUUACAGCGCGAGAACGUAAAAUUCCAUCAAGCUUUCAAAAAGCGGUAGACGAAAAAAAACGCGAGCCAUUUGAAGAUCAUCUUGAGCAAGAAAGAAAUAACGGCGCCGUACGGUGAAACUUUUGGAGUACUUCCACCAUAACAACUGGAGGGAAAAAAAGCCAAAAAAAACCAAGAAAAAACCAAAUCAUCAAAAAGGAACCGUAGCGCGUGGCAGCAGUUUGUCAAAAAGGAAAAAGUGAGGCAGAAGGAGCAAAAGCGGAUGUUCCUUCGCCCGGAUGUGGACUGUCUCUCGGGGAAGUUUCAAGUGCCAUCUGAAAGCUGUCCGGAAGAGCUCGUCGUCUCCAUCAUCAUAGAGCGAGACAAGUGUUUUGGGGUCCUUAGGAGGAAGAAAAACCCCUCCCCUGGAUACAAAGGGUUACUUCCUGCGGACACACGAGCGCUUUUCGGGUGGCAACAAGCCCCUGAAGCUUGCGGGAAAAAGUGCUUUGGGUAGGAUAGAAAAUUUAGUGAGCGCGGGUUUUAUUUUCAUUGCUUUAUUUUCAAAUCAGUUUCCGUUUCAUUUGACGCGAAAAUUCUUGAGCAACCAACGGAAAAGAACAAAUCCUACACAACACUUGAUGCUAAGCCAGAAACGACGCUAGGCUAUCAUCGUUCGUUUUAGCCAUGAACGACGUCGUCGUCUUGGUCGGAUUUCAACUGAGGUGGAUUAAUGCCAUCGAUUGUGGCGCCUGUGGCAGUGAAACGGUGAAAUGUGUGAUGGCCCAUUUGUGGAAACAGCCGGGGUGCGUUACGGGCCGGAAACAGUGAAAAAGGCGGAAACAAGUCGGUAUUAGGAUUACCCGACAUCAGGAAGGUGCCAGUAGAUAGAAAAGAAGAACAGUUACGACCACAGCCGGCUAGCGGAAGCCCCAUUCAGGUGGUUUAUAAUUAAGAACAAGCAGCUCCCCACGAGUGCUCUCGUUAGUGUAUGUGCGCGGCUAAAAGAUGAACAAAAAUGCAAAACCAAACGACUUGACAGAAUUCUUUGCGACAGGUGUGGCUAUGAGCAUGAACAUUGGGGUGGAGAUACCGUGAAACGGUUAGGUUCGAGUGGGAUUGGAAGAAGCAAAUAGGAGAUAGCAGAGUGUAUGAAUAGAAGUGUUAAUUAGUAUAAAAAAAGUAAUUAUAAUUUUAACCACCCCUUUUCUAUAAGAAUAUUAUGCCAAAGUGUUGGAAAAGAAAACCGACGGGCUAUGUUUGUGAUGCUGUCAGUUCGCACAACAGCCACCGUUCGUGAACGGCCAGCCGAGACGGUCAAAAAGGCGAUCAACAUUAACCAGCUCAUCAAGAACAUCCACAACCGGAAACAGCAGCAGCAGCAGCAACAGCAAAUCGCCAACAAAAGUGCAGCGGAAGGGUUGAACAAUCAACUCGUGAGCCCGGCUGACCAGCAGCGCAAGAACAGAAAGAACAACCGAAACAACGAAGAGAAACAACACUCAAACAAGGCAUCAGCAAAUCAGAAGAAUCUACAGCAAGACAAAAACAAUUACCAAAAGACACAGGGCGAUAAGAAGAUCGACAAAACGACGUCGAUCGAAACAAUAGGAGUGCUCGCAGCGAAGAAUAAAAACUCAACAAAGCAACAGCACAGCAGUCCGAACGUUCGCCUAGGACAAAUACAGGAAGAGGACUCGACGAGCAACAGCCUAUCGACUGUGUCGGAAUCGCAACAAACGAAACAGCAACAAGAAACAAAACAAUCGGAACCGUUGCGGCAACAGACAACGGUAAUCAUUGACGUGACAACGAAUUCGGUUUCGUCGUCGGAAAAGCAAGAUCAACAGCAACAGGGUACAACAAACCAGAACCAAACGCAACCGGACCGGAAAUCGAAGACGACCUUUCUACUGCCGGAGCUUAACAACUUCAAGAAACCACCAACUGUACAGGUACCAGUAGCGACCAUACUGAACGAUCUCAGUCCCGUGCCUGCGCCAGCCAAAGUCACGAAUCAAAUCUCCAACUCGAAACCUAUGAGUCCUAUGAACCCCGCCGGGCUACAGAGUAACUCGCCGGACGUUAAGGCCAUGCGGUACUACAGAUUGUGGAUCUACACGUGCAACGCUGUGCUCUUGAUGGCGGUAAUUGUAUUCUGCGGAGUUGCGGGCAAAAUUCUACUCUCCGACUACAAGCGCCUGCUGGUGAACGGGUUGAGUCUGACGCAGCCGAGCUUCAUCUACGCGUACCUGGCGCUGCUGGUGCAAUCAGGUUUCUUGCAACUGAUAGGGUGUCUUGGUGCCUUACGACUAUCGGAGAAAUUACUAAACGCUUACUGGUUGCUCUUACUGCUACUUUUGAUAGGGGACGCAAUGUUGGGCAUAUUUUGGAUGUUCAAAUUCGACAAAGUGAUGAACGACCUGCAGCCGAUGCUGAAAGCCCGGCUGGCCAAUGAAUAUGGAAAUUCGAUGGAAUUAACGGAACUCUGGGACCGGUUGCAGAACGAGGGACGAUGCUGUGGCGUUUCCGGACCACAAAGCACCACACUUCAUUCCGAAAUGCUCUACACUCGUUUCCGAGUACAGCCGGAGCCAAGUGCCGAGCAAAACCGAUGCCCCAAUAGCAACACUACUGUGUGA